AUGGCGAACAGCGUUGGAGCUGUCUCUUAUGAUCGACCCCCCGAGCUGGAACCUUGCAAGCUGACCUGCGAGAUAAAAGAGGCAGUCAGAAUUAACAAACUGUGGCUUCACUUGCACAACUUCCAAGACUCAAUUUUACAGGGUAGUCAAUGUUGCAUAGAGCUUGAACGGAGACCCAGAGACUUCGUGGUCUUUCAGCCGGCGUUCGAAUUCUCAGCCAUGCUCUCGACAUCGAACUUGCUGCCUUCUCUUAAACUUGCGUUCCUCGCUGACUUCCCAUUGAUCUUCAUCGAAGGCAAACUCCAUAUGCAAUGCGACGACAGGGGCACACGUAACAGGGUGGUGUAUUGGUAUCAGAUUGCGGGGGUUCUUCCGGCUGGGUAUAGUGUUGACGCUCGAAGGAUUUGGAUGCACCGACACAUUCGUCCUCCGGCCAUUCAAGUCGUCUGUUUCACCUCUGAUGGAGAUCUGGCGGAAAGGAUUAUCAUCAGCACAUGUCCCGCUUGGGUCGUUAGGCGGGACAUGCCCACAUCUGUGACUGUGGCGGAGUUUACAGAGCUUUCAAUUUGCAACACCCACUCGGCGUCUUCCCUUCAUCUGGUUUCGUCUACCAUUUGGUCGUUCGGACGGCUCAAUUGUCUUAGUCUCCUUCACCUGCAAAUCUCAUUCUCUGCUGUUGUCGGGCCUUUGACAGACUUCCUAUCUGCCUCACCUCCAGACGCUAUCGAGAAUUCAGCUCAAAGAUGGGCCGAAAUCACAAAGACAUCGAGUCGUGAAGCUGUCGAGGCCGCAGUUGCAGCAGCAAACAUACGGCACACAUCAAAGCUUCAUAGAUUCGGGGUGUGGACUCUCCAUGCCGUCUUGAUCACCAUCUACACCGCAAUCUUUGCUGUUUCAUUAUUGCCCAACAGACCAUUUUCGGGAGUGUUUAGUUUGAUAGAUGCACCGCCAAAGGCUGUCGGCGAGAAGACUCAUCUCGAAGUCUUCCCUAUUCAAGGUCCGCCACAUGGCAAAUACACGGGUGAACCAAGACCAGAGGUAGAUCAAGCAUGGAGGGACUUGUUACAGUAUAACAAUGUCCGAGUUUCCGAAGAAUGGGUACAUCGUUGGGGACGGGAGCAUGAAGCGGUCAAGCUACCCGAUGGCGGGUAUCUUGGCAUGCUCAAUGUACAGAAGCGUCUCUACCAAACGCUGUCGCCCGACUACUACUUUCCCAACGCAACCAAGCAAGAAAUCGCUACGAAUCGAGAGCAUAACCAGCACUGUCUUGAGGUCCUCCGCAUGGGUGCAGCCUGUCGUGGUGACAUUUCCAUCAUCACCCACAUGUGGACUGACAUCGACGCGAAGCCCAUCGUGAACCAAACGGCGCCUCACCAAUGUAUUGACUUUGACAAGGUCAUGGACUAUUCUCGGGACAAUACAGUAGAUGUAUAUAAGGACAACUAUAUCGUCCACCCGAAGUUUGGACCUUCCUUUCCCAAGGGCAAUAGCAUUAAGCCCUUUAAGGAGCAGGGAAUGGGGCACCAUCAUUAA
Messenger RNA from Colletotrichum lupini, 1533 nucleotides. RefSeq lists its product as uncharacterized. The coding region runs from base 1 to 1533 and encodes 510 amino acids. NCBI's taxonomy places the organism in Eukaryota, Fungi, Ascomycota, Sordariomycetes, Glomerellales, Glomerellaceae. The record is from RefSeq and is a predicted model, not a curated record. Gene Ontology annotation, biological process: mycotoxin biosynthetic process. The transcript has 14 exons.